AUGACGACGGCGACUCUCGGCCCCAAGAAGCGGCGGGCGGUUGGGCUCUGGUGCUGCGUUGUGUGCCUCGCGAUCUGCGCUAGGGUUUGCGGCGCGGCUAGAUCCGACCAGGAAACGCGCGAAAGGUUCUACGGAAACAUAGUCAAUUUGACGUCGCCGGAAUCCAACAACACAUUGGCCAAGAUGUUCGAUCGCGUUCUCGAGAAGGAGUUUUCCGAGAAUGACCAACCAGAAGGAUCUGACAAAAGCAGCUUCAAUAGCAGUGUCGCUGAUCAGCAGGCUGUAUUGGAGACUGUAGCUAAAAUUACUCAUGAGAAAGCAAAGAGAAAUGAUACACAUGAGGGAAAGUAUGGUCAUAUAUUGCCCAAUGUAGUUUCUCACGGAACAAGAGCAUUUCAGUUUCAAGAUGUGUUCUCUCUGGAAAAUGAAGAUUCCGAUGAUGUGACAACUUUGAUUGAUAAAAAGGACAAUGUCUUCGUGAUGUCAAACAAGAAAUCCAAAUAUCCUGUGCUUCAAGUGGAUUUGAGGCUAAUAUCAGAUUUGGUGGUUGUAAUAGUUUCUGCAGCCAUUGGUGGGAUUGCUUUUUCCUGUUUGGGACAACCGGUCAUUGUAGGCUAUCUUCUUGCAGGCUCCCUUAUUGGACCAGGCGGUUUGAAAUUUAUUAGUGAAAUGGUGCAGGUUGAGACUGUUGCACAAUUUGGUGUGGUGUUUCUUCUCUUUGCUUUGGGACUGGAGUUUUCCCUGGCAAAGUUAAAAGCUGUAGGGCCUGUUGCUGUUCUUGGAGGGCUACUUCAAAUUGUUAUUUUUAUGUUCAUGUGUGGCAUUCUUUCCAUGUUAUUUGGAGCCUCAUUGUCUGAGGGUGUGUUUGUCGGUUCUUUUCUGUCAAUGUCAUCAACUGCAGUAGUGGUGAAGUUUUUGGUGGAGCGAAAUAGUAAUAAUGCUCUUCAUGUUCAGAUUACAAUUGGGACUCUUAUUUUUCAGGAUUGUGCAGUGGGUUUACUAUUUGCUUUGCUACCAGUUUUGGGUGGUAACAGUGGCCUUUUACAAGGAAUAAUGUCAAUGGGGAAACUGCUGCUAGUGUUGUCCUUGUAUAUCACUGCUACAUCUAUAUUGUCUUGGUCGUUUGUUCCUCGAUUUCUUAAAUUGAUGAUGAGGUUGUCGUCACAGACAAAUGAACUUUAUCAGCUAGCUGCUGUUGCUUUCUGCUUGUUAUCUGCAUGGUGCAGUGAUAAGCUUGGCCUUAGUCUUGAGCUGGGUUCAUUCAUGGCUGGUGUUAUGAUUUCCACAACAGACUUCGCUCAACAUACUUUGGAUCAGGUGGAACCAAUUCGUAACCUAUUUGCGGCUCUUUUUCUCUCAAGUAUUGGAAUGCUUAUACAUGUGCACUUCCUUUGGAGCCAUGUGGACAUCCUGCUGGCAUCUGUUAUCCUGGUUGUAGUUGUUAAAACUGCUGUUGCUGUUUUAGUUACGAAGGCUUUUGGUUAUAGCCUUAAGACAGCAUUUAUUGUUGGUAUCUCACUUGCUCAAAUUGGUGAAUUUGCUUUUGUCCUCCUGAGUCGAGCUUCAAAUCUUCACCUUGUUGAGGGGAAAAUGUAUCUUCUUCUUCUAGGGACAACGGCGCUCAGUCUGGUUACAACUCCACUUUUGUUUAAAUUGAUACCUGCUGUCAUGAAUCUGGGUGUUCUCAUGCACUGGUUCCCCUCUGAAAGUGGCACACAAAUUGAGGGGAAAGCAUCACUGAAUGAAGCAAACAGAAUGUUAGGAAUCGGGGUUUCUUUACUGCGUUUCUGUUGCAAGUUCCAUGAGGAGCUUCACAUGAAACAGUCAGCAUAUUCACUUCUUCCAUUGGCCACUCUUAUUGCUUACGCUAAUCCUAUCACAUCAUACGCUGGUGUGUUGGCUUUUGUUGGCAAGCUGAGAAAGCACUUGCUGUUGCUUCUUCUGGCAAUGGAGCUCGUGCUGCUUUUACUCUCUCCUUUUGCUUCUCCUCUCAGUUAUGAAGGACAAGCAUUGUUGAAGAUUAAAGCUUCAUUCAGCAAUGUAGCAGAUGUUCUGCAUGAUUGGGAUGAUUUGCAUAAUGAUGAUGACUUCUGUUCCUGGAGCGGAGUUUUGUGUGACAAUGUCAGCCUUACUGUGCUUUCUUUAAACUUGUCAAGCUUGAAUCUUGGUGGGGAGAUAUCACCGGCCAUUGGUGAUUUAGGAAACUUGCAAUCCAUAGACCUGCAGGGAAAUAAACUAACUGGUCAAAUUCCAGAUGAAAUUGGGAACUGUGCUGCACUUGUUCAUCUGGAUUUUUCUGAUAAUCAGCUAUAUGGUGAUAUACCUUUCUCCAUAUCAAAAUUAAAGCAGCUUGUGUUUCUGAAUUUAAAGAGUAAUCAGUUGACUGGUCCUAUCCCUUCAACUUUAACCCAAAUUCCUAACUUGAAGACUCUCGAUCUUGCACGAAAUAAACUCACUGGUGAGAUUCCAAGGCUACUCUACUGGAAUGAAGUCCUGCAGUACCUCGGGUUGCGAGGGAACAUGUUGAGUGGAACUCUGUCGUCUGAUAUCUGUCAGUUAACUGGUUUGUGGUAUUUUGAUGUGAGAGGCAAUAAUUUGACUGGCACCAUACCUGACAGCAUUGGAAACUGCACAAAUUUUGAAAUCUUGGAUCUGUCAUAUAACCAGAUUUCUGGGGAGAUUCCCUAUAAUAUUGGAUUUCUUCAAGUAGCUACUUUGUCACUUCAAGGAAAUAGACUAACCGGUAAGAUUCCUGAAGUCAUUGGUUUAAUGCAAGCCCUUGCCAUUUUGGAUUUGAGUGAGAAUGAGUUGAUAGGACCCAUCCCUCCCAUACUAGGCAAUUUGUCUUUUACUGGCAAGCUGUACCUUCAUGGAAACAUGAUUACCGGACCAAUACCACCAGAACUUGGCAAUAUGUCAAGACUAAGCUACCUGCAAUUGAAUGACAAUCAACUAGUUGGUCAAAUUCCCGAUGAACUGGGGAAGCUUGAGCAUUUGUUUGAAUUGAAUCUUGCCAAUAAUCAUCUUGAAGGAUCUAUUCCACUAAACAUUAGCUCCUGUAGUGCCUUGAAUAAGUUUAACGUGCAUGGAAAUCAUUUAAGUGGUUCAAUUCCUUUGAGAUUCAGCAGCCUUGAGAGCUUGACUUACUUAAAUCUUUCUGCAAACAACUUCAAAGGGGCUAUACCUGUUGAAUUGGGCCAUAUAAUAAAUCUUGAUACGUUGGAUCUAUCUAGCAAUAAUUUUUCAGGGCAUGUUCCAGGGUCUGUUGGUUAUCUUGAGCAUCUUCUGACUUUGAACUUGAGCCAUAAUAGUCUUCAUGGUCCCUUACCUGCUGAAUUUGGAAAUCUUAGAAGCAUACAAAUGAUCGAUAUGUCAUUCAACUAUCUGUUGGGAAGUAUCCCUCCAGAAAUCGGUCAGCUGCAGAAUCUUGUGUCUCUGAUUUUAAACAACAAUGAUUUGCGCGGGAAGAUUCCAGAUCAGCUUACAAAUUGCUUAAGUCUGAACUUCCUGAAUGUCUCGUAUAAUAAUUUAUCAGGGGUCAUUCCUCUCAUGAAGAACUUCUCACGGUUUUCUGCUGAGAGCUUCGUUGGAAAUCCAUUAUUAUGCGGUAAUUGGCUAGGAUCGAUAUGUGAUCCUUACAUGCCAAAAUCGAGAGUGGUUUUUUCAAGGGCUGCAGUUGUUUGUCUCAUAGUUGGUACCAUCAUAUUAUUGGCAAUGGUAACUCUUGCUAUCUAUAGAUCAAGCCAAUCAAUGCAAUUGGUUAAAGGAUCCAGUGGAACUGGGCAAGGGCCACCCAAGCUUGUAAUUCUUCAUAUGGGCCUGGCCAUCCACACCUUUGAUGAUAUUAUGAAAGUUACUGAGAAUCUCAAUGAGAAGUAUAUUGUAGGGUAUGGUGCCUCAAGUACCGUGUACAAGUGUGUUUUGAAGAAUUCCCGGCCAAUUGCAAUUAAACGACUACACAACCAGCAUCAACACAACUCAAGGGAGUUUGAGACAGAACUUGAAACUAUUGGCAGCAUCAGACAUAGGAAUCUUGUCUCUUUGCAUGGUUAUGCUCUAACUCCUAAUGGAAAUCUUCUUUUCUAUGACUAUAUGGAGAAUGGCUCUCUGUGGGAUCUUCUUCAUGGUCCCUUGAAAAAGGUAAAACUUGAUUGGGAAGCACGCUUGAGGAUUGCUGUGGGUGCUGCUGAAGGACUUGCUUACCUCCAUCAUGAUUGCAGUCCUAGAAUCAUUCACAGGGAUAUUAAGUCCUCAAAUAUCUUGAUAGAUGAGAACUUUGAAGCUCGCCUGUCUGAUUUUGGCAUUGCCAAAUGUUUGUCAACUACAAGAACUCAUGCAUCAACGUCUGUGCUUGGAACAAUAGGCUAUAUUGACCCCGAGUAUGCCCGGACAUCUAGGUUGAAUGAAAAAUCCGAUGUGUAUAGCUUUGGCAUUGUUCUACUCGAGCUACUAACAGGGAAGAAAGCAGUGGACAAUGAUUCCAACUUGCAUCACUUGAUAUUAUCCAAGGCAGAUAACAACACUAUAAUGGAGACUGUAGAUCCUGAGGUGUCUAUUACCUGUAUGGAUCUGACCCAUGUGAAGAAGACCUUUCAGCUUGCUCUUCUUUGCACGAAAAGGAACCCUUUUGAGAGGCAAACCAUGCAUGAGGUUGCCAGGGUUUUGGCAUCACUACUCCCAGCACCUCCCAGCAACAUCUUUGCCCCCCCUUCAAAGACGAUCGAUUAUGCACAAUUUGUGAUUCAAAAGGGAAACAACCUUCAUCCCCCAGAAAUGAAUAGGUUACAAUCUCAGAAGUACAAUAAUGAUCAAUGGUUUGUUCGCUUUGAGAAUGUUGUAUCAAAUAACAGCCUCUAG
Molecule: messenger RNA, 4857 nt
Organism: Sphenostylis stenocarpa
Lineage: Eukaryota; Viridiplantae; Streptophyta; Magnoliopsida; Fabales; Fabaceae
Source: the annotation of a GenBank genome assembly